Molecule: messenger RNA, 936 nt
Organism: Naumovozyma dairenensis CBS 421
Lineage: Eukaryota; Fungi; Ascomycota; Saccharomycetes; Saccharomycetales; Saccharomycetaceae
Gene: RXT3
Product: Rxt3p
Exons: 1
Coding region: 1-936 (311 amino acids)
Source: RefSeq, a predicted model, not a curated record
AUGACAUCAGCAACCAUUCCUCAUGAUCCUAACGAAAUUUACAGACAAACACAAUCACGCAUAUACAGCUUACAAGAAACAAUUUUAGACUCCACAAAAGAUGUCAGAGGAAACCAUGAUUCAACAGGAAAAGCCGCGAAUAUGCUCGAUGACCAUUUGAAAUUCGAUGCUUUAAUGGCUGAAAAGACUCUAAAGAAGACAAAUGAAUAUUAUACAAAUUCAAUAAUUCCACUUUUAAAAUUAAAUGAAGAAAUAUAUAAAAAUAAAGUACUAUCAAAUAUUGGGACUUUGCAAUAUCAUCCAACAAAAACAGGAAAAUUCUCUCGAUCAAGACAUAAUACUGAUGAGAAGCUAUUAUUAGAACCUCCCUCUUUAUUGUAUUAUAAUCAAGUUUAUGAACGGAAUAUGCCACCACCUUUCCUUCCAGCAUUAGGUCUAAAUCAUAUACAUUCGUUACUUACAGUACAUGUAUUGUAUGAACAACUAUAUGACCUUUUUAAUGAAUCUACUUCACCUCGAGUAAAUAAUAAUGAAAUUUGGGGGAGCGAUAUAUAUACAGAUGAUUCAGAUCCACUUCUAGCAUUGAAACAUUGUGGAUUUUCUAUUCCUAACAAUAAAAAUAAAGAUAGGAGUUAUAAACAUCCAAGUUCAGGUUCAAAUAACGAAUUUAGAAGAACUCCAGCCAAUUUAGAGAAUCCAGAUAAUGUUAAAGGUGAAAGUUAUAUUUCAACAAGUAAGAAAUUCGAUUUAGAUAUAACGAUACUAUAUUUGCAACCUUUACGCUAUUAUCCACCGAUGUAUAGAAACGGUAUAUGGUCCAGAAGUUGGGGGGAAAUGUCACAAUUUGCUCUUGAAAUGGAUGAUGAAUAUUGUGCUCCUCAUGAUGGGCUAUCUUUUGGUAUCUAUGAACUCGUUAUUAAACCAAGAGACGGAUGA